GCGACCCCGGCCCACGCCAUGGCCGGCCUCGAGCCGCGGGUCGAGUACCUCGAGAGCUUCCGCUGCCCGCUCGGGGGCCUGGCGGCGGGCCGGCCGCGCGUGCUGUGCCACGGGGCCGCGGUCUUCGUGUCCGCCGGGAGCGAGCGGGUCUCCGUCUACGAGCAGGAGGGGAGGCUGCUGACCGCCGUGUACAGCUUCCCCGCGCAGGUGUGGCAGCUGGAGCUCUCGGCCGUCCCCGGGCUGCUCUACGUUCUGUGCGCCCGGAGGGGCAUCUACUGCCUGUCGCCGGACCCCAAGAGCAGGUCCGUGAACCAAGGUGACGGGAGUGACCGGGACAGUGAGGACGGCGAGCUUCCUUGUGCGCUGAUUUCCGUGGACCCAGAUGCCUGCCUGCUCCCAGAUGCCGCCCUGUGUACGUUCACUGUGGUUGCUGAUAAGCUCGUCACCCUGGCACAGGGCCCUGCCCACUGGAAGGUACAGCUGUUUGAGUGCCCCCGUCCGGGAGAGGACGCCAGGCCCAGAGGCCAGGUUGGCGAGGUGGAGUUGUCCAUCUCCAGCCCCCUCACUGGGCCCCUUGGGGAGCCCACAGCCCCCCGCUUCCUCCCAGUGCUGCGCUGUGUGUCCCCAGCGGGCCCCAGCACUCUGCUCAGCCGCGUGCAGGGCUCUGGGGGCUUCUUGCUGGAAAGGGCCCUCUUUGGGCUACUCUUUGGAGUUGACGCUUCCCUUCUCGAGUCACCUGUGAUCCUCUGUGGUCUCCCCGACGGCCAGCUCUGCUGUGUGGUCUUGAAGACCCUGGUCACCUCAAAGUUGUCCCCUGGCGACCCGAAGGCCCUUGUCAAGAUCCUCCAUCACCUGGAGGAACCUGUUGUUUUCAUUGGGGCCGUGAAGACAGGGUCAUCGGCCCAGGACGUGGGAGACACACACCCUGACUGCCUGGUGGCACUUGGUCAUGACGGCCGGGUCCUGACCAUCAAGGCCGGCUGUGACGAGGCUGGGACUCUGGUGCCGGCGCUGCGGGAGUACCGGCUGCCGGGGCCCGUGCUCUGUGCGGCCUGUGGCGGAGGCGGCCGUGUCUACCACAGCACUACCUCGGAGCUCUGCGUCGUGGACCUGGCUCAGGGAGGCGUCCCCAGCGGGGACCUGGGAGACCCGCCGUCUCUGCUGUGUCCAGCCGGCUUGGGCGUCUGCAGCGUCGUCACCCUCUCGGUGUUGUCCGAGGUGCCCGAAGGUGACGUGAGGCUCCUGGCCCUGUCCACCAGGGGCCGCCUGAUGACCUGCCGCCUGCAGCUGAGCUCGGAGGUGUCGGGCCCCACUAGAGCCGCUGCGGCCAGUACUGGCCAGAAGAUUAAGGACUUGCUAUCUGGGAUCGGCACCGUCUCCGAGAGGCUGUCUUCUCUGAGGAAGGCUGUUGAGCAGCGGAACAAGGCCCUGACGUGCCUCAACGAAGCCAUGAAUGUGAGCUGCAUCCUGUUGUCCGGCCGGGAGGGCCCCAAGCCCAUCUCGUGUACCGUGACGACUGCCUGGAGCCGCCCACAGCUGCAGGACGUGUUGACGGCCACCUUCUGGCUGGAGAACAGUAGCGGCCUCUGUCUGGACCGGGGCUGGACCUUGUGUGUGCAGGUGCUGACCAGCGCCUCUGCCUCAGACUCUGACAUGGCUAGCGCGGCCACCACCUACACCAUCCCCGUGGACCGGCUGGGCCCCGGCGAUCGGCGGGAAGUGACACUGCCCCUGGGCCCCGGGGAGGAUGGCGUCCUGCACCUGCCCCUGACCGUGUCUUGCGCGCUCCAUUACAGCCUCAGGGAGGUCAUGGGCGGGGCGCGUGCCCCAUCCGAGUCCUCUAAGGACUCUUCGGACGAGUGCUGCCCUGAUGUCUUGCCCGAGCAGGACGGCAUCAGCCUGCCCCUGUGCGAGCACACUGUGGACGUGCUCUGGUGCCUGCGCUUCCCUGGCCUGGCCCCAGCCCACACGCAGGCACCCGGGCUGCUCGGCCCCCUGUGCGACCCUGUGGACACUUUCUUGGGAUCUUUCCUUGGGCCCCGCAGCGAGCCGACAGGACCUGCUUCCCUGCGGGCCAAGUUCCUGCCUCCGUCGGUGGCCACGAUCAAAGUGUCUGCAGAGCUGCUGAGGGCUGCCUUGGGGGACCAUCACUCAGCAGGCACGUCCCUGGACUGCGCCGCCCUGCAGUGGCUCCUUGCGGAGAACGCCGCCCUGGACGUUGUGCGAGCCCGACAGCUGUCCUCGGUCCAGGGAGUGGCCCCAGAUGGCGCUGAUGUGCACCUGACCGUCCGAGAGGUGGCCGUGACCGACCUGGGCGCAGCAGGGCCCCUGCAGACCGUGGAGAUCCAGGUGCAGAGCUCCUCCCCGGCGAGCCUGUGCGGCACACACCACGCGGUCAUCGGGCGUCUGCAGACCCUGCCUGCGCUCCCAUGAGCCCUCAGGCCGCUCAAGGAGGACCGCGUGUGUGUUCCCUGCCGUGGUCAACUCAGGUCCCCAGCUCGCCUGGCUGAGCAGCGCCCGUGCGGAAAACGUGUGCCGGGGCUGCGUGGGCCUGCGUGGGCCCUGCGCUGAGGUGCCUGCAGUCUGAGCCACCUCGUCUCUGCCCUCGCAGACGCCACAAGGGGCCCCGUCUAGCGCGGGAGCCAGCGGCUGCACUGCCUUCUGGGGGCCGUACGUCCCAGAUCUGAGAAGGUGCUCACGGUCCACGUGAAGCCUGGCGCCUGGUCCCUUGGCCCGGUAGAGCCCAGGCUCUGGGGCCAGCUGGCCGUCUCCUGCCACUCUGCGGCUUUGGCGGCCCCGGAGGAGUCUGCCGUGGCUGCCGUCCCUCCAGCGGGGAACGCACCAGCGCACCUUCCCCGGCCCCACCCCACACCCUGAGAACCGGAGAAGCCGCAGUCGAGGCUUCCACGAGGACCUGAGUGCUGCUCCGUCAGACCCACCUGCCGUCACUCAGGAGCCUGUGGCCCCGCCGCUGUCCCCUGUGUGGCGCUCUGAUGGGCCCGCUGAGGCUCACGCAGCUCAGGAAUAUAGUGCCAGGUGCCCAAAAAGGACACCCAGCCCCCAGACUGGUUCCUGUUCCCUCUGCUCAGAGAGGAGCCUCUUGGACCAGGGUCUCCCCAUCAGGCUGUUAACAGCCCGGCCGAGACCUGGCAAGACGGUCAGGGGCCACGUGGUCAGCGUGGUGCUGGGGGAAGCGCGUCCUGGUGUGGCCAUGACCGCCACAGACCAGACCCAAACAGCAGGAAUCCGGCGCCCGCGGCCUCUCCCGCAUUCACACACAGCUGUCCCCACGCCACCUCUAGAGGCUCCUGUGUUCUGAUCACUUCCUGCUCGACCUGGGUCCCCCCCACAUGAGCUCAUCUGUAAAGGCCCCACGUCCACGUACGGUCUCUCAGCUGCUGGGGCCGUGCUCCCGCGUCACCUGGCCCCUAACGGAGGGCUGCGGGUGGUCCCUUGACAGGCGCUGACACGCGGCUGUGGACCCCGGUCCUGGCAGCGGACGCCCUGUGCCCCGUGACAGGAGUGUACCGGGGAACCGGUGUGUGUGCUGGCCACACAGAGUUUGGGGGACCCUGCCAGGUGUGCGUUGCCCACCACAGAGGCUGGUGGGGUCCUCGCUGCCUGACCCUGGGCUUCCCCCAGAGCCCAGGACAAGCAGCACCCCACAGGGGGCCAUGCUGAUGGGGCAGGUUGGUGGCCCCCGUGAGGGCAGUGGGCACCAGGCCUGGGACGAAGGCUGGGAGACGGUGGUAGGAAGCCGCUCGUGGGGAUGAGGGAAGCGGUUGGAGGGGCGGCGGGAGCAUCGUCAGGCUAGGGCUGGAGUGGAAGGCACGGAGGGGCCUGUGGAGGUGGUGGCGCGGUGUUGGAGGAGCCCUGGGCACCGGCUCCAGCCUCCCUGUCCCCUGC
Neogale vison (American mink) is the source of this 3906-nucleotide messenger RNA. It is a transcript of the gene FAAP100, whose product is annotated as FA core complex associated protein 100. Gene Ontology annotation, biological process: interstrand cross-link repair. The coding region runs from base 19 to 2433 and encodes 804 amino acids. Lineage: Eukaryota; Metazoa; Chordata; Mammalia; Carnivora; Mustelidae. The record is from RefSeq and is a predicted model, not a curated record. The transcript has 8 exons. Gene Ontology annotation, cellular component: Fanconi anaemia nuclear complex; nucleoplasm.